AAUUAACUACAUAUUUUACUAAUUUCAUCUAGUUAUAGUUAAACCCUACACUCUCUGCUCAGUCUGUGCUUGUUAGCCCAAUGUGCUGAAAGAUAUCAAACACAAACUAAUACAGAACAACACAUAAUAACUCCAGUAGUAUAAAAAAUUAUUUGAAGUAUAACAAUUAUUACAAAAGGUAAAGUAUUGUUGGAUAAUUUAAAAAAAUUAGAGAAUGUAGCCCUGAAUGGGAGUUUUCUGUUAGACAUUAUUGAAUAUAAUGAAAACUUAAAAGCAAGAAGACUAUAUAUCAGAAGUAGGACAGACAAUUAUUUUGGAGGAGGUUAAAGAAAGCUCAGAUUCUAUCUGGUUAUGGAUAUCUUUAUAUGGAUUUUCUUCUAAUAUAUUUCUAUCCAUUUCACUUUAUCCAGAAACUAGAUUAUAUAUACAAUAUGAAAACCGACAAAAGAAUGAGGAUAUUUGACAUAUAUUUAAUCAAGUGCAUGAUUGUCGUAGGAUUACUUUUACAGUGUAUCCAGCCCUGUUACGCAGCAACUAAAAAAAGAGUUCAAGUAACUGAACCCCCAAAGGAAAUUGCUGUGAAUACCAGUCAAUUGGAAGACGGAAGGGCAUACAGUACAGGCUAUAAAUACAACUAUAAAGCAUUUAUUAUUGCACUAGCCAUGAUGGGAACAUUUGUAUUGCCAGGAGCAGCUGUAUGGUUUCUAUAUUACAAACUGAAGAAGAAGUAUACAGUGGAUGAUAUAGAAAAGGCAACAGAAGAAUCACAGGCUAAGCCUUCUAUAUCUAGAAUAACUACAUGGCUCAGACUUCUUUGUGGCAAAAUAAGGAAAAAGAAGCCAACUUAUGAUGAAGAAAUGGCCAUAGAAAAAUCUCAGCCUACUUUGAGGAGUAAAGGCAAAAAGAAGAAGACGAUGAAGAAGAAGAAAAAUGCUCCUGUGAAUAAAUCUGUGGAGGAGGCAAUGCCUAAAGAAAAUGUUGUUGUCACCAAUGUGAUACAACCAGAACAGCAACAUAUGGUACCACAUGAAGAUUUAUCUAAGGAACAUGCUGUGGAAAGUGCAAAAGAAUUUGGCACUAAACCUGAAUAUAGGAGGGUAAUAGUCUUGACGUGGACAGAAGAGGUCACAGAUGAUGAGGAUGAUCAAGUAUCAACUCAUCAAAUGAAAGAAUGCCAGAAGGAGAUUUCUGUGGCUCUUAAACCAAACAUGGCAAGUCAGAAGCUCAAGCAUACUGAGAAACAAGAAGCAACAGAUAUAAAACUUAAACCUGAGAAUCUAUUUAAAGGCAAGCUGCCGGUUUUCCCUGAACGCCAGGGAAUUCCUAAGCCUAGUUGGACUUCUCAGAUGUUGAAGAAUAUGAUGAGAAUACAUAUGGGAAAAGUUAAGGACGUAGAUCCAGAGACUCUAUGGAAAAGUGUUUUGAGAGGCACUGGAAAAAGGACUCAGCCGGAACCCAAGGAAAAGACAUCUGCGAUUCCUAAACCUAGUUUGGAAAAGCAGAUGUUAAAUAAAGAAUUGAAAGAAUAUUUCCAGAAACAUCCAGAACGUGGAUCUAAUAGCACCAUUCUCACUGGAGUAGGCACUUCUGAUGAGACGCCUGCAUACCCAGAAGGGUUAAUUGUUUUACCUAAAACUGUACUAACCCGAGAUUUCAGACAAGCAAAAAGAAAGCCGAUUGUAAAGCGUGAAAUGCUUCGGAAAACUAUAGACGAGAUGCAGUCCAGAAGACUUCAGAAACUGACGGAGGAGUCAAACAUGAGUGAACCUGCUAAGCCAGAGAAGGACCAGCCCCAAGAAGAUAGACAGAACCGAAUAGAUCGAAGUACGAGCCUAACAUUUCAAGAAGCUUUCGACACUUUAAACAAACAAGCAAGGAAGAAAUAAGGAUUUGCAUUAUUUGGAUAUUUUUCACAUGAACUGGAGCUGCAACUAAAAUGAAACAGGUAUCCUCAGAAUGGCUAACAAGACAUUCCGUUGAUCUUGAUCCGUUAUCUGAGGAACUGUUUCUACAGAAGCUGAUACAUGGCCAAUAAUCAGAAGAACCGCCAACAAGUAAAAUGAUACUUGUUUACAGACAAAAUCUGUCUGUUUUAGGGGCGUAACUGUAAUGGGUGCAAGAAUUUGAUCUUUUCAAAAGUUAAAGAGGCCAAUACACAAGUUAUACAUAGGGGAAGGGAUAUGGGUGGAUUGAUGGCCUGGCGGUUAUCCGGACGGAGGACUGGAUCCAAGAUGUGGGCCCAUGUGUCUCUAGUUACGCCCCUGCUCAGCAAAGCAACUGGUAGCAGAGAAGAGAAGUUGAUGGAGUAUCGUGGAGGUCCACAUUUUACCUACAGUCCUCAAGAUGAACUGUAGAUGAACAUUAUGGACUAUUGAUGUAAGGAUGGUGGAGAACUUUGGAUCUGAUGCACCAUGGACUGACCAACAAAAACAGAUUAAACACAUUUUAUAUAAUUUUUUAUAAAUCAAUAAAACUUUUAAAGAAAUAUAAUCUUA
Xenopus tropicalis (tropical clawed frog) is the source of this 2495-nucleotide messenger RNA. RefSeq lists its product as uncharacterized. The record is from RefSeq and is a predicted model, not a curated record. The transcript is spliced from 14 exons. The coding region runs from base 366 to 1886 and encodes 506 amino acids. Lineage: Eukaryota; Metazoa; Chordata; Amphibia; Anura; Pipidae.